GCUCUUGCAGCCAUGACUCUGCCUCAGAGCCCGGGAGGUACGGGGGAGCCCCGGGCACCCCAGGCCGUGGCGAUGCACAGGCUGGAGCACCGCCACGAGGAAGAGCAGAAAUCUGAGCAGCAGCACAGCCUGCGGAUGGGCUCCUCCACGCGGAAACGCACCUUCCGCAGCAGCGAGGAAGAGUAUCAGUUCAGCGCGGCAGACUACGCCCUCGCAGCAGCCCUGGCUCUGACGGCCUCCUCAGAGACGUCGUGGGAGGCCCAGCUGAGGCGCCAGACCAGCACCGUGCAGCUGGAGGAGAGAGGGCAGAAGCGGGUGGGCUUCGGCAAUGAGUGGGAGAGGACGGAGAUCGCCUUCCUACGGACCCAGUGGCUGCUGCGCCAGAGGCGAGACCGGAAGGCGCUGAGAUGGCGGACAGAGAAGAAGGUCCGGGAGGCCAAGGAGCUGAGGGAUCUGUGUUCCGGACGCGGGCCCUGGUUCUGGAUCCCGCUGCGCUCCCACGCCGUCUGGGAGCACACCACGGUCCUACUGACCUGCACCGUCCAGGCCUCGCCUCCACCCCAGGUCACCUGGUACAAAAAUGACAUGCGAAUUGAUCUCCGCCUCUUCCCUGCCGGAAAGUACCGAAUCACCAAUAACUAUGGACUGCUGACACUGGAGAUUAGGAGAUGCACCAUUGAGGACGCAGGCACCUACACAGUGAUGGUCAAGAACGCCUACGGCCAGGCCUCCUCCUUCGCCAAAGUCCUUGUCCGCACUUACCUGGGGAAGGAUGCUGGCUUCGAUUCGGAGAUCUUUAAAAGACUGAUGUUUGGCUCCAACGUGGAAUUCACAUCGGUGCUGAAACCAGUCUUCGCCCGUGAGAAGGAACCCUUCUCCCUGUCCUGCCUAUUUUCUGAAGAUGUAUUAGACGCCGAGCAGAACAUCCAGUGGUUCCGGGAUGGGAGGCUGCUGAAGUCCUCCAGCUGCCGGCAGAUCCUCUACGCAGACCGCCAGGCGUCCCUGAAGGUGUCCUGUGCCUACAAGGAGGACGAGGGUCUCUACACGGUUCAGGUGCCCUCGCCCUUUGGGCUCCGGGAGCAGAGCGCCUAUGUGUUUGUGAGAGAUGCUGCAGCCGAGAAGCCCGGGGCUCCAGGAUCCCCCCUGAAUGUCCGAUGCCUGAACGUGAACAGGGACUGCCUCAUCCUGACGUGGACCCCGCCCAGUGACACACGUGGCAACCCCAUCACCAGCUACUCCAUUGAGCUGUGCCAGGGCGAGUCCGAACAAUGGGUGCCCUGCCACCAGGCCCCCGGCGGGACCUGUCGGUGCCCAGUCCAAGGCCUCGUCGAAGGCCAGAGCUAUCGGUUCCGGGUGAGAGCCAUCAGCAGAGCGGGCAGCAGCAUCCCCUCCAAGGCUUCCGAACCGGUUGCCAUGGGCGACCCUGAGGAAGCCCGGAGGAAGACAGAGAUCCCCUUUGAUACAGGAAAAACGAUCACGGUCAGCACAGAUGAUUCUGAAGACUUCGUGACCAUCCCCUCGCCCCCGACCAAUGUCCACGCCAGCGAGAUCCACGAGGCCUAUGUGGUUCUGGGCUGGGAGAAGCCAAGACCCCGGGGCAAAGCCCCACUGACGUACUUCCUGGAGAAGUCGGUCAUAGGUAGCGGCACCUGGGAGGCCAUCAACUCAGAAACGCCUGUGAAAUCCCCGAGAUUCGCCCUUUUGGAUCUGGAGAAAGGGAAGUCGUACGUCUUCAGAGUGCGAGCGAUAAACCAGUACGGCAUGAGCGAUCCCUCGGAGCCCAGCGAGCCCAUCGCCUUGAGGGGGAAGCCAGCCACUCUCCCUCCUCCAACUCAAGUUCAAGCUUUCCGAGACACGCAGACCUCUGUCUCCCUGACCUGGGAUCCUGUGAAAGACAGCCCAGAGCUCCUGGGUUAUUACAUCUACUCCCGGGAGGCAGGAUCAUCUGAGUGGAAAACAGUUAACAACAAACCCAUCCAGGGCAGCAGGUUUACAGUUCCCGGGCUGAGGACAGGGAAGGAGUAUGAGUUUUGUAUCAGGUCAGUCAGCGAGGCUGGAGUUGGGGAGAGCUCAGCCGCCACCGAACCCGUCAAGGUCAAGCAGGCUCUGGCUGCACCAUCUGCUCCAUAUGACUUCGCCCUCCUGAACUGUGGGGAAAAUUAUAUGGUCAUUGGGUGGAAACCCCCUAAGCGGCGUGGAGGGGGCAAGAUCCUGGGCUACUUCCUGGACCAACACGACUCAGAGCAACUGGACUGGCACUCGGUCAACCAGCAGCCCAUCCCCACCCAGAUGUGCAAGGUCAGUGACCUUCAUGUAGGCCACUUCUAUGAGUUCCGUGCCCGGGCAGUAAACUGGGCUGGUGUUGGAGAGCUGUCGGCACCCAGCAGCCUGUUUGAGUGCAAAAAGUGGACGAUGCCUCAGCCAGGACCCCCGCAUGACGUGCGGGCGUUUGAAGUGCGGGCCACCUCCCUGAUGCUGACGUGGGAGCCCCCACUGUACCAAGGGGCCGGACCAGUCACAGGCUACUGCUUGAGCGUCCAGGAGGAAGGCUCUGAGCAAUGGAAGCCAGUCACUCCAGACCCCAUCUCUGGCACCCACCUGAGGGUUUCUGACUUACAGCCAGGGAAGACCUACGUGUUCCAUGUACAGGCUGUGAAUUCAGCGGGCCCAGGGCAGCCGUCCAUGCCCACCGACCCCAUACUCCUGGAGGACAAGCCAGAUGCUCGGGAGAUCGAGGUUGGUGUGGAUGAUGAGGGCUUUAUCUACAUGGCUUUCGAAGCCCCCGAGGCCCCCGACUCCUCGGAGUUUCAGUGGUCCAAGGACUACAAGGGCCCGCCGGACCCACAGAGGGUCAAGGUCGAGGAGGAAGUUAACAAGUCCAAGAUCAUCCUGAAAGAACCUGGCCUCGAGGAUUUGGGCACCUACUCGGUGGUGGUCACCGAUGCUGACGAAGAUAUCUCAGCAAGCCACACGCUGACGGAGGAAGAGCUGAACAGGCUGAAGAAGCUGAGCCAUGAGAUUAGAAACCCAGUGAUCAAGCUGAUCUCCGGCUGGAACGUUGACAUCCUCGAGCAAGGAGAGGUGCGGCUUUGGCUGGAAGUAGAAAAGUUGUCUCCAGCAGCUGAGCUGCAUCUAAUCUUCAACGAGCAGGAAAUCUUCAGCUCACCGAACCGCAAAAUCAAUUUUGACCGAGAGAAGGGCCUGGUGGAAGUUAUCAUCCAAAACUUGACUGAGGACGACAAAGGGUCGUAUACUGCUCAGCUCCAAGACGGAAAAGCCAAGAACCAGAUCACCCUGGCUCUGGUGGAUGACGAGUUCGACAAACUUCUGAGGGAGGCAGAUGCUAAGAGAAGAGACUGGAAGAGAAAGCAGGGUCCGUAUUUCGAGGAGCCUUUGCAGUGGAAGGUCACCGAGGACUGCCAAGUGCUGCUGAUGUGCAAGGUGACCAACACCAAGAAAGAAACCCGCUUCCAGUGGUUCUUCCAGAAGAAAGAGUUCCCAGAUGGUCAGUAUGACCCGCAGACUGGAGCAGGGCUUCUCUGCAUGGAAGAGCUUUCCAAAGAGGACAAGGGCAUUUACAGAGCAGAGGUUUCCGAUGAGCGAGGGGAGGACGACACCAUCCUGGACCUCACGGGUGAAGCCCUGGAUGCCAUCUUCACUGAGCUGGGCAGGAUUGGUGCCCUCUCUGCGACCCCACUGAAAAUCCAGGGGACCGAGGAGGGGAUCCGGCUCUUCAGCAGAGUCAAGUACUACAACGCGAGCUACAUGAAAACCACCUGGUUCCACAAAGAGAAGCGCCUGGAGAGUGGUGAUCGGGUGAGGGCUGGUACCACCCUGGAUGACAUCUGGCUCCACAUCCUGGACCCCAAAGACUCAGACAAGGGCAAAUACACCCUAGAGAUAGCGGCCGGGAAGGAAGUCCGGCAGCUCUCAGCUGAUCUCUCGGGGCAAGCUUUUGAGGACGCCCUGGCUGAGCACCAGAGACUGAAAGCCUUGGCCAUCAUCGAGAAGAAUCGUGCCAAAGUGGUGAGGGGCCUGCCGGACGUGGCCACGAUCAUGGAAGAUAAGACCCUGUGCCUGACCUGCGUCAUCUCAGGAGAUCCUAUCCCUGAAGUCUCUUGGCUGAAGAAUGACCAGCCUGUCACCUUCCUUGACCGCUACCACAUGGAGGUGAAGGGGUCGGAGGUCACCAUCACCAUCGAGAGGGUCAACAGUGAGGACAGUGGGCGCUACGGUGUCUUCGUCAAGAACAAAUAUGGCUCCGAGAAGGGCCAGGUCACCAUCAGCGUGUUCAAGCACGGGGAGGAGGACAAGGUGCUGAAGAUGUGACGGUCGGAUUCAGGCACAGCCUGAGGUCUGGUCUGCAUGGACUACAAGGGUCAACCAGUGGCUCACAGCCUGGCACAAGCCACGGAGGCGGGGCGGGGGGAUUGGACAUUGUGGGACCCGGGACAUGGGAGGGGAGUAGCUACACCAAAGUGGAGAAGCAUAGACCUUGCUGGGGUUCUGGGAGGCCUCCAGGCCUCAGCACUGGACUUGGAAUGGGAGACCUACGUGCAAAACUAUUUCAACUCUAAACUCUCCAUGAGCCUUGCCUUUCUCAUCUAUCAAAUGGGGAUUCCUACUCCUAGGGAUUGUUUAUGAAAACCCUUGAAACCGUACACCGGUGAUACUCAACAGGAGGCAGUUGCGUCCCCCAGGGCACAUUUGGCGGUGUCCAAAUUCUGGGUUGUCACAACUGGCGUCUAGUAGGUAGCAGCCAGGGAUGCCGCUAAACACAACAGCUCCUCACCGCAUAGAAUUCAACCCUAAAUGACAGUAGUGCCGAGGUCGAUGUACCCCCAUAAACGGAUUUAUCACAAUACCCCCUUUUGGAUACUGUAUUUUCAAUUCACUUAAGUUCAACGAACAUUCAUUUGAAGUCUAGCCUGUGCCAGGCUGCGGAUGGCAUUGGGAGCACCGAGAUACAUGAUAUGCAGGCCCCGCCCCCAAGGACACCUCAGCCCAGGAGAGUCAGACCUGGGUGCAAGUGACUCCAGGACAAGUCAGAUGAUCAGGAUUAUAAAACAGGUCCACGUAAAGUUCCACGGGUGGUCAGAGGAGGGAGAGAGGUGUUCAUCCCAACUAGGGAAGGUGAGCUUUAAAACACCUUCAUGGAACUAGCAGAAUUGGUUGUUGGGCCCUGAAAAAAUAAAUUGGAUUUGGUGAUGGUCAUGGGAAGAGAUUUCAGGAGCAGGGGAUGGUGAGAGCCAAGGUGAGGCGUAGGGGUGAUGCUGCCUGGGUGGCCUUGGAUGCCAGGCUAGAGAGUUGGAUGACCUUCAGUACUUCCAGCUCAGGGCCUCUGCCUGGCGGGACAGAUACUGGUUGGCCUUGCUUACUGGACCUCUGUACGGAGCUGGGCAUUUCACCACCCUCCAGUUUCCUUCUUUUUUAAAAUCAGAUUGGGAGGGGUGGGGUUUAUAAGGUUAGAGAUGUUUGUUGUGAAAUUUUGGAAAACCUUAAACAUGUUGAAGGAGAAAAUAAAACUCAUCUGUACUCCCAACAUCAAAACAUAACA
Molecule: messenger RNA, 5557 nt
Organism: Aethalodelphis obliquidens (Pacific white-sided dolphin)
Lineage: Eukaryota; Metazoa; Chordata; Mammalia; Artiodactyla; Delphinidae
Gene: MYOM3
Product: myomesin 3
Exons: 36
Coding region: 13-4329 (1438 amino acids)
Molecular function (GO): protein binding
Source: RefSeq, a predicted model, not a curated record